Aspergillus campestris IBT 28561 is the source of this 1657-nucleotide messenger RNA. RefSeq names its product putative NAD+ kinase. Lineage: Eukaryota; Fungi; Ascomycota; Eurotiomycetes; Eurotiales; Aspergillaceae. Gene Ontology annotation, biological process: NADP+ biosynthetic process; NAD+ metabolic process. The coding region runs from base 1 to 1476 and encodes 491 amino acids. The transcript has 5 exons. Gene Ontology annotation, molecular function: NAD+ kinase activity. The record is from RefSeq and is a predicted model, not a curated record.
AUGGACCAAGCUCGAAUGAGCAUCGAGGGAUCCAGGCGGGAGUCGGAGGCACACCACAAGCUCGAGGUCGUCCUGUCCCCCGAUUGCAGUAACCGUCGCAAAUCGUCGCUCGUCGUGGCGGAUGGAUCCAGAUCCCGACCCAAUGUGGAUUGCUCGGAUGAAAAGACCGCUUGCUUCGUGCAUUCGCUCAUCGCGGGGGAGUGGCUGGCGCCGAAGAGGGAGCAUCAGCAGGAGCAGCACAGCGCAGUCGAGUCCGAAAGCGACGACGAGGAGGAGGUCCAUGCCAUUGAAAAGAGCGAUGACGAAGAGCCAGAUGUGUCGAUCAAGGUGCAGUCGCGACAGCUGACCAAGCGGCAGCUGUCGGACAUGGCGUGGAACGUGCGCAAGCUGUCCAAGCGGCUCGACAGCAUUAAGCUGAAGCUGACGGUGCAGUCCGUCUUCGUGGUGACCAAGGCGGGCGACGAGUCCGUUAUUGGACUGACGCGCGAGCUGACGCGGUGGCUGCUGUCGCCUGAGCGCGAGAGGCGGUACGUCGUGUACGUGGAGAAGCGACUGGAGACGGAGCCGCAGUUUGGGGCAUCGAAGCUGCUGGCGGAGGAGCCGUCCGCGAAGGACCGUUUGCGAUACUGGGAUACUCAGUUCGUGCAGGAGCAUGCGCACCGGGUUGAUUUUGCGAUCACGCUGGGCGGCGACGGCACCGUGCUGUAUACGAGCUGGCUGUUCCAGCGUGUUGUGCCGCCUGUGCUGUCUUUCGCGCUGGGCUCGCUCGGCUUCAUGACUAAGUUUGACUUCAAUGAUUACCGGGAUACACUGAGCACGGCGUUCCGUGAAGGUGUCAUUGUUAGUCUGCGGUUGCGUUUCGAGUGCACUAUCAUGAGGAGCAAGCCGUUGCCGGAUAACACGCCGGAGAGCCACCGCAAGCGGGACCUGGUGGAGGAAUUGAUCGGGGAAGAGCCCGACGAUACUUUGACCCAUCAGCCAGGCAAGGUUGUCCAGAUCUUGAACGAUGUCGUGGUGGAUCGAGGGCCCAAUCCGACCAUGUCAUCCAUCGAGCUCUUCGGCGACGAUGAGCACUUCACGACUCUCCUCGCCGACGGCGUCUGCAUCGCCACGCCCACCGGCUCAACAGCGUACAACCUCGCCGCCGGGGGCUCCCUCACGCACCCCGACAACCCGGUCAUCCUGGUCACCGCGAUCUGCGCGCACACGCUGUCCUUCCGACCGAUCAUCCUCCCGGACAACAUCGUGCUCCGCAUGGGCGUGCCGUACGACGCGCGCACCAGCUCGUGGGCCAGUUUCGACGGACGACAGAGGAUCGAACUCAACCCCGGUGACUACGUGACGGUCUCGGCGUCUCGAUUCCCGUUCGCAAAUGUGCUGCCCCCGCGACGAGGCCGACGCGGCGACGACUGGGUGCACAGCAUCUCCAAGACACUAAACUGGAACUCGAGAGAGCGGCAACGGGUGUCGAAGUAACAUCAGUUUAACCGUCGGACGAGUGACGAGUUGCAUUGGGUUUCAAGACGGGUUUGCAUGGUUAUGGACUGAAAAUACAUGCUAGUAUAUAGCAUGAUCUGUUGAUGGUGUACUAUAGGAUAGGCUUGGUGAUUUUAUGAAUAAUAGUGAUGAUCUACGAGUAUGAUAGAAAGAAAAGCCG